GAGAAGUUCGAAGUGCGUCUACUGAUAACGAAAGUAGACACGAACCGGCAAGAACGUGAGAAGACACUGAAGGUGUGACAUAAUGAAAGUGUACCAACAUAUUUUACGUUAUUUAAUGCAAUAUCUGUAAAGUAUUCCAAUGCUGUUUAAAGGUUUCACCAGUAACUUAAAACAUAUAAGAAGAGUAUUUCCCAUUCCUAACUUCAGAUCAGCUUUGACGUCAUUUUCAUAUAACAGUUGUUGUACACAAAGGAUUCCUAAACUAUUGCCCUGUGUGAAGGUCAAGGACCCCCAGUAUGAUGGUGUUGUUAUAGUAACAGAUUCUCCAUCCAAACUUGUGGGUGAUUUAGAGCCUCUCAAAGAUGUCAUUGAAAAAUAUGGCGAGAUUGAUGAAGUUUAUACAAAGGAAGUGAUAUUUAUAAAAACAGAUGUUAUUCCAUCAAAAAGAUUGAUAUUUUCCCCUACUGGACCACUGAAUAGAGAUUAUGAUGAUGUCAGAAGGUUUGCAGAUGCAGCUGUUAAAGGAAUGCAAAGAGCUCUGAAGGCUGGUUGCAAGAAGCCUUUAUUUGUACGUCCAGUAGAUGACAACUUUGUUGGAUUUGCAGGCAAAGUAGCAACUCUUGGAGCACUUCAUGCUUUAUAUGUGCCUCUGGAGAUAAGAGAAGAUGUACCAGAAAAGAAAAGUAAAGCUGAUGUAAUGGGUAUUUGGUGUAGUGAUGAAGUCAAAGUCACUAAAUCCAUCCCUGUUACUACAGCUAUAGAAUCAGGAAGGGUUGUUGCUAGAGAUAUUGGAGGUUCAGACCCAGAGAGAAUGGCUGCCCCGCGUGUUCUUCAAUAUGUACAAGAAACAUUAAAAGAUUCUGGCAUCAAGAUUAAUGUAAUUUCUGAUAAAAAUGAAUUCAAGAAAAGUUUUCCCCUAUUGGAAGCUGUAAACAGGUGUGCAAGCAAUGUAGAUAGACACACAGGGAGACUGAUUUUCUUGGAAUAUGAAGGUGAAGGAAAGAUAGAUACAACUCUCUUUCUCGUUGGCAAGGGAAUUACCUAUGAUACAGGUGGUGCUGACAUCAAAGCUGGAGGUGUCAUGGCAGGUAUGCACAGAGACAAAUGUGGGGCUGCUGCAGUUGCAGGAUUCUUCAAGAUCUUGUCCAUGCUUAAACCAAAGGGACUGAAAGUUGUCGGAGCAUUGGCAAUGGUGAGGAAUAGUGUAGGGCAAGACUGUUAUGUUGCUGAUGAGAUUAUUACAUCCAGAGCUGGAGUGAGGGUCCGUGUGGGUAAUACUGAUGCUGAAGGAAGAAUGGUCAUGGCUGAUGUAUUAUGUAAAAUGAAAGAAGAUGCAUUAUCAGCUGUCAAUCCACAGUUAUUCACCAUAGCAACCCUCACAGGACAUUCCAUUAGAGCAAUGGGACCUAAUUAUUCAAUAAUAAUGGACAAUGGUCCAGCAAGAAAAUUGAAGACCGCCCAAACAAUGCAGGAAGCAGGGGACCGUAUUGGUGAUCCAUUUGAAAUAUCAACACUUAGGAGAGAUGAUUAUGAGUUCCACACUGGAAAAUCAGAAUAUGAAGAUGUGUUACAGUGUAACAAUGCUCCUUCAACAAUGACAGCUCGUGGGCAUCAAGGACCUGGUGCAUUCCUUAUCAAGGCUUCAGGUUUGGAAAAGCAUGGAAUAGAUUCAAACAAGCCAUUACCAUAUUCCCAUCUAGAUAUUGCUGGAUCUUCAGGACCAUUCCCUGGAAUUCCUACUGGAGCACCUAUUGUAGCAUUCACAGAGAAAUAUGUCAUUCCAAGAUUAUAAACUUAAAAAACAUAAAUCAUUAUUCAGAGACUUGUCAUAAUAACUAAAUGUAAAGUAUAAAUUUGAUUGUAAUAUGUUUUGCAAGAAAUUAGGGUUGUUUUCAUACAUAGAAAUGAUUGCAUGUACAAUUUAUUUUUGUUGAAUGAUAUAUAUUCACAAAUUUGUAGAUUAUAGUAGUUAUUUAGACUAUUAAAUUCAUUGAAAUCAGUGUAUUCAUGCAUUAUGAAGAUAGAUUAAUCUAAAUGAAAAAGGGACUAUAUUCUGUUUGAUCGUAUUGCUGUUAUUUAAGGAGGGAACAUUUAUUGAUUUGAAUUAUUAAUUUAUGAAUUAUUUUUUUAUGAAAUAAAUUAUUGAAGGCUUA
Messenger RNA from Mytilus trossulus (common blue mussel), 2153 nucleotides. Its product is annotated as putative aminopeptidase W07G4.4. Gene Ontology annotation, cellular component: cytoplasm. The transcript is spliced from 17 exons. Gene Ontology annotation, molecular function: manganese ion binding; metalloaminopeptidase activity. Gene Ontology annotation, biological process: proteolysis. Lineage: Eukaryota; Metazoa; Mollusca; Bivalvia; Mytilida; Mytilidae. The coding region runs from base 140 to 1792 and encodes 550 amino acids. The record is from RefSeq and is a predicted model, not a curated record.